UCACGAAAAUCACCCGUAAUCUCAGCAUUAUUAAUGCUAAGGAGUAUGGGGCGGGGGUGGGGGCGGGUGAGUAGAAAAGGGGAUUGAAGGAGAGAGGGAGGCGGGAAGAAGGGAGGGGGAGGGAGGAGUGGAUUUAUUUUAAGGCUCAAGGUCAUACUGUAAAGCCGCGCUUCCGGAAAGUGUGGUUCAAAGACCACCGGUAUUGUAAUCCUCACGGUGCUGUUAGAAACGCAGCAUCUCUCAGGUUGCAGAAUCAGACGCUGGAGAACGAUCCUGGGAAGCUGCAUGUUUAAUAAACAUUCCAAGCCAUUCUUCCGGCCACAGAAGACCAAGGGCUACUGCUGUUUCGCUUUCAGUGGCUUAGGAGGGUUCUCACGUAUGGAUGGAGGUAUUAAAAUGCAUGGAAGCAGCUGCUGGAUAUUAACCAGCUGCCCUUGGGAACCUGAGCACAUAUUUCCAUCUUGCCCCGGCUGGCUGGGAGCCAGCGGCACAAACACCAGAGCUGCUGUGUCAUCGUACACCAUGCCCGGCCCCCACACAGCAGCCCACCCCCCGACCCCUUUCUCCUUCCAUAGCUCUGAACCAACCUACGAACUGGGCCCUGCCAGCCAAUGACAGCCCGAAUAACCUAUGAUGUCAUCAGCAGCCAAUCAGAGCUCCUCGGGCGUAUAUGCUGAAUUCGGUCAUCUUACUGGAGUGCUGGGGUUCUAAAGCAACAGCUUUCUUUUCAGAGAGGGACGCUGAGGCCUAGAGAGGAGCAGAGGCCCACCCAGGGUCACCACACCAGGUGGCAGAACCAGGACUAGAAGCCGGGACUUCUGACGGUGGUCCAGCGUUCCUAGGGGUUCCUACAGUGCCGCCAAAGCCCACAGGGCCCAGGCAGACGCCGCCCUCUCUGGAUGGCUCCUGGAAUGGGAGAUGAGGCCCAAAGCUUCACCCCUUCUCCCCGCAGCUCUUGCUGCAAGAUCUCGGGGGUCAGAUACAGAUACCCCGCCCCCCGACACACUCCUUGGCCCCAUCUCUGGAGUUUAGGACCCAGAGGAAAUGGCAGGAUGGCCCUGAGAGUUGCCCCCAAUUCCAGCUCUGGUCUCAGCUCGGCCCCGCUCCCCCCAGGAAGGAAUUAGAGGGCCCCGGCUGGACUCGCCUCCCUGCUGCUUACGAGCAGAUUAUGAGGAGGGGCCAAGACAAGCUCUCCUUUGUGGAGGCCCUGGCUUAGGGAGUCAAGUGACUGCUUAGCAUACACGUGGGCAGUGCCAGCCCCUAAGAGUGAGCAGGGGCACUGGCCACAGGACCCCAGAGAGUCCCACAGGGUCUGUGGCCAGACUUUUUGUGGGAUCGCCUGACCGGCCUGGAGCCCCAUCUGUGAGUAGGGUUGAGCCAGCAGGCUGGGCUGGGAGCGCUGAGGGCCUUUAGGGUGGAUGACUGUCUCCGCAUCUGUGUACGUGAUGGAUACACGCAGGUAGCACCUGAGCAGGUGUGCAGGCACCUGUGUAUCCAUGUAAAGGCCCUGAAGUGGGAAUGAAUUUAGUGUGAACCGGGCACAGAGACAGGCAGUGUGACUGCCUCAGAGCAGGUGAGGGGGGUGCCAGUCAUUGCUUCAGUAAAAAAAAAAAAAAAAUUGGCGGGGGGGCACCCCAUGGCACACAGAGUUCCCAGGCCAGGGAUCAGAUCUGAGCUGCAGUGGCAACCUAAGCUGUAGUUGUAACCUAAGCCAUAGCUGUGGCAAUGCUGGAUCCUCAAUCUACUGCUGGGCUAGGGCUCGAACCUGCGUCCCAGCACUCCCAGGACUCUGUGGAUCCCAUUGCAACACAGUGGGAACUCCUGCUUCAGUCCAUUUUUACUGAGCACCUGUGAGAACACAACAGGGGCUUCCAUUGCCAGGAGGGAAUAGGCAGUGAACAAGCAGAUAGCCCGCAAAAUAUAUUUGGCCCAAGCCCACCUGCGGCAGCCCAGUGCCUGGCCAUGACCGUCACCUACUCAAGCCAAGUGGCUAAUGCCCGUUUAGGCUCCUUCUCCCGCCUGUUGCUGUGCUGGCGAGGCAGCAUCUACAAGCUGCUCUAUGGCGAGUUCCUCAUCUUCCUGCUCUGCUACUACAUCAUCCGCUUCAUUUACAGGAUGGCCCUCACGGAUGAACAGCAGGUGAUUUUUGAGAAGCUGACUCUGUAUUGCGACAGCUACAUCCAGCUCAUCCCCAUUUCCUUCGUGCUGGGCUUCUACGUGACGCUGGUCGUGACCCGCUGGUGGAACCAGUACGAGAACCUGCCGUGGCCCGACCGCCUCAUGAACCUGGUGUCAUGCUUCGUCGAGGGCAAGGAUGAGCAAGGCCGGCUGCUGCGACGCACGCUCAUGCGCUAUGCCAACCUGGGCAACGUGCUCAUCCUGCGCAGCAUCAGCGCCGCGGUCUACAAGCGCUUUCCAAGUCCCCAGCACCUGGUGAAAGCAGGCUUUAUGACCCCCUCGGAACACAAGCACUUAGAAAAACUGAGCUUGCCACACAACUCAUUCUGGAUGCCCUGGGUGUGGUUUGCCAACCUGUCAACGAAGGCCUGGAUUGGGGGUCGAAUCCGGGACCCUGUCCUGCUCCAGAGUCUGCUCGACGAAAUGAACACCUUGCGUACUCAGUGUGGACACCUGUAUGCCUACGACUGGAUCAGUGUCCCGCUGGUGUACACUCAGGUGGUGACCGUGGCGGUAUACAGCUUCUUCCUGGCUUGUCUGGUUGGGAGGCAGUUUCUGAACCCAGCCAAGGCCUACCCCGGCCACGAGAUGGACCUCGUUGUACCCCUCUUCACGUUCCUGCAGUUCUUCUUCUAUGCCGGCUGGCUGAAGGUGGCAGAGCAGCUCAUCAACCCGUUUGGAGAGGAUGAUGACGACUUUGAGACCAACUGGAUUGUCGACAGGAGCUUGCAGGUGUCCCUGUUGGCUGUAGAUGAGAUGCACCAGGACCUGCCACCCAUGGAGCGAGAUAUGUACUGGAAUGAUCCAGAACCACAUCCCCCCUACACAGCUGCCUCUGCCCAGUCUCGCCGACCCUCCUUUUUCGGCUCCACCUUCAAUAUCAGUCUGGGUAAGGAGGACAUGGAGUUCCAGCCGGAGGAGGAGGAGGAGGCGCACACCGGCAUCCUUGGCCACUUCCUGGGGCUGCAAUCCAGCGACCACCAGCCCCCCAGGACAAACUCAAAGACGAAACUCCUGUGGCCCAAGAAAGAAGGCCAUUUCCACGAGGGCCACCCCAAGAACCUCAGGGGGGCCAGGCUGGACUCUAGCGACCAGGAAGACAGCAAGGCCUGGAGGGAGGGUGGCUUCAAGUCCGCUGCCCUGUGUGGGAGGCCGGGUUACCAAGCGCCCACAGACACCCUCGGCCACACCCCUAUGGUCUUCCCACCCGAAGAGUCAGCGCCCUUAGGUCUUCGCAGAGUCUCGGGCAUAGAUGAGGCUGCCAAAGACCAGAGCCUUCAGCCUGCGACUCCCAGCAUCAAGAAGAGUUUCGAGUUGCUCCCAGAGAGCGCCGAGGCCUCGGCGGAGCCCCUACAAGGGAGUCACGUGAGGAGGAAGACGGUGGAGUUUAACCUGGCCGAUCUGUCGGAGGCCCCCGAACAUCUCAAAGAACCGAAUUUGGAGCCACCGAUGGGCAUACACGCUAUAAUCAAAGACCACCGGGAUCCCUACUGGGCCUUGGAAAACAGGGAUGAAGCACACUCCUAGCCCGUUUCCCAAGGGGGAUGCUUCACCGGCCUGGUCCCACCUGCGUGUACACCAGGACACUGAUCCAGUCAUAGCCAUGUGGCUGUCCACACUGAAGAACACGUUCCUGUCAGCCUGAACCAAACAGCUUCGCAGAGAACAAAAAUCAGUAGUUUCAAGACUGCUUGAAGCUUUAAAAUGCCUUUUGUACAUAUAAAUUUUUAAAGGCAGAACUGCUGGAAACAUGUAACACCAAAUACCUAAUUCAGAACCAGGAGUGCUUAAAAUCCUGUCUGAAUCCAACACACCCAAGCCUUGGUGUCUUUCCCAAACUAAGGAAUUUAAUUAGUAAAUAGAUACAAAUCCUC
Messenger RNA from Sus scrofa (pig), 4052 nucleotides. It is a transcript of the gene BEST1, whose product is annotated as bestrophin 1. Gene Ontology annotation, molecular function: chloride channel activity. The record is from RefSeq and is a predicted model, not a curated record. Lineage: Eukaryota; Metazoa; Chordata; Mammalia; Artiodactyla; Suidae.